Molecule: messenger RNA, 6988 nt
Organism: Lepisosteus oculatus (spotted gar)
Lineage: Eukaryota; Metazoa; Chordata; Actinopteri; Semionotiformes; Lepisosteidae
Product: mastermind-like domain-containing protein 1
Biological process (GO): regulation of transcription by RNA polymerase II
Cellular component (GO): nuclear body
Source: RefSeq, a predicted model, not a curated record
GAAGGCCAGUGAGUAGAACAAUAAAAUACUGUCUAGUCAGUUUUUUAAUGCUUUGCCAGAAAAGGGCGAUUUUUACAACGGUGUCUGCCCUGGAUAGAUGUUUUCUUGCUUGCUUGCUUGACUGGUGGGAGUAGGACAGUAAAUGACUCUUCCCCGGUGGUUCCAGUAAACUUCUUCGAAGACCUGUGCGGCCUGAGUAGCACGGGACGGAAUUCCCCUUUAAGAGCGGUUUACCCUUACAGAAAGAGCGCUGUCUCCUCCUCUCCGUGUCCGCUCGCCGCCGUCCUAUAGCUAAGGUAACUCCGCCUCUGAAGUCAGGAAGCUGAAGGCAGCCGCUAAUGUUGUGAGGAGAUUGAGACAGGCGUUAAAUCAUUAGGCGAAACUGCAACACCAGGAUGAACUUGUCUGAAAUCUGAAGAGAAUCGUUUUUUUCGCACCGCGUGAUUUGUUUUUCUGCGAGCCGUAUUCCUUCUUUUUUUUCUCUCCUUUUCCUUUGUAUCCUGGCAUUUCACAUACCGGAACAAAAGUGGAUUUAACAGAAACCUCGUUUACUAUCACCUCAAGAUGCUGCUGGUGUCCCAGCGGGUAGAAACACCUCGCAUGGAGCCACUACUGCAAGGAUCAGUGAAGAGGAAGUUGGCGGAUGACAGCUCACCCACAGUGAACGGCCUCUCCGAUGGGAUGAUCCCUGGGAACAGCAAGAGACCCUGCCUGGAGGAUGUCACGUUGUCCAUGGGUCCUGGCUCUGGGUCAUACUCCUCAGGCACUGGGUUAGGUGGCCACUCAGGGCUUUUGGAUGGGAAUCAAUUGAAUGGUAACAGCAUAAGCUCCCAUUUCUCAGUUCCCCCCAGUGCCGACAUCAAGCCCAGUCCUAGCGCAGCUGGACAUGGGGGUAUGUUACCCCCUUUUGACCCUAAUGGGAACAACCGUGCUCCCUCUGUGGAGCAGGAGCUUCAAGACAUCCUGGAUGAGCUGACUAAAAACCCUGAUCCAUCCCUUCAUGAGCUGGAUAUUGAAAAGAUCCUGGGGAACAAGAGCGAUGAUCAGGUGAAUGUCAGCUUUAUGCAUCCCGACAACAACUGCACUCCCAAACGCUCUCCUCAUAGGACGUCCCAUUUGGAGAGUCACCUGACUAGCAAGGACUUCUCCCCAGGCUUCAGUCAGGCUCCAGUGGGGUCGCCCCAAGUCGGGCCUCCUCCUUCUGGUCCUCCCUACUCCCUGUCCCACACUGCCAAAGCCGUCCCUUCUCCCCUCUCAUCUAGCAGCCAGAAUCAGUCUCAGAGCCAAGCGCGUUCACCCAUGUUGUCUGCAGCCCUGUCGAGCCGCCCGGGCACGAACUGGCACGAAGUGUCCCGGGCCCAGCAGCUGCAGCAGAUGGCCAGCAACAAACACAUCUCCACUCCGCCGCAGCAGCCAUCGGCCCAGACCUCCAACUGGCCAGCCAUGCCGUCUUCUGGGCCCUCUCCGCCCUACCGUGAGAAACUGUCAAGUUCAUCACCACACCAGCAGCCAUUCAGCCCUGCCAACAGCAUGCAGAGCCCCCAGAGUGCCAUCAUCUCCAGUAUGGCUCCUGCACCUUCCACAGGUCCCUCCCCUCCCUACAGACCAGAGAAGCUCGCCAGUCCAGCCUUGGCACAGCCUCCCUUUAGCCCUCAAAAUUCCCUCCUGCCCAGCAUGGCACCUACAGGAGGCACUAUCCAGAGCCCCCAAGCCAACCUGUUGCCCAGUAUGCCCUCCUCAGGCACUCGGCCUUCUCCACCCUACAGGCCAGACAAGCUUUCCAGCCCAGCUGUCCAGCAACCCUCCUUCAGCCCUCAGAAUGGUUCUGGAGCCACCAUGUCAAGCCAGCUUUUUAAAGCCAUAACAUCCAGCCAGUCCACCAGCCUCAAUAUGCUAAUGCAACAGCAGCAGCAGCAAAGCCAGUCGGCCCAACAGCCACCCCAACAGCAGCAGCCACCUCCGCCACAGGGGGCUCCCCCCCCACCUGGCACGAUGCCGCAAGGACUCCUGACCAAGGGGGCCAUGGGCCAGGAUCCCUUCUCCUUCAACAACACGAAACCGCUCAGCCACUUUGACCCUGACCCUCCCCCCACGCAGAAGAUGGCGUCCAUUCCCAGCGGGCCAGGCCAGCCGUCGCUGAGCCACUACAUGUCCCAGUCGUCGAGCUCGGGAAUCCCACAGGCCCCCUCUGCCAGCCACCCUCAGCUGCUCCAGCAGCAGCGCAUGCAGAGGAGCCUGGAGCCCGGAGGCCUGGUGCCGCAUAGCAGAACAGAGCAGAGUCCAGCCAUGGCACCUCGGCUACAGGAUCCGUCGUCCAUGGUACGAGCUUCUCCCCGGCCGGGGCAGGGCAACGGCUACAGCCUCCUCUUCAAGACCCAGUUCAUGAGGAAGCAAGCCCAGAAGCAGCGACCACUGGAUCAGCUGAAUGGAGGCCAGAUGUCAGAGUGCCAGCAGAUCCCAUUUCAAGGCGUCGGCAGGUCCCUUCCCGGUGACUGUGGGUACUCCAUGCCCAACCCUCCUGCCAGCUCUUCCAUGCUCUCGCAGAACCCCAUGCUUGCCAACCGGAUGGGCAUGCCGGCAGGGCCUCUCUCCCAGCCCAGCCGCGCAAUCGCCGCCUUUCCUGGCAACCCAGGAGCCAAGCAGGGCAUGUACCCGCCGCCUUCUUCCGACUUCAACAUGCCCCUGCGGCCCAGCCAGAGCAUGUUGGGCAUGGGGAUGCACAGCCAGACGCCGGCCCGCACAGCGGUGGCAGCCUCCUCGUUCGGCGCCAGCACUCUGGCGCAGCCACACUUGAGACACGCUCUUGGGCAGCAGGGAGGCAGCUUGCCGCGGGUCAUGGUCAACCCUCAGAUGUGGCCGGCGCAGCAGGGGGUGCCGCGGAUGAGCUCCGACGCGCAGAUGGACCACAGCCUGCAGCCUUUCCCUGGCAGUCCCAUGUUCCCCCAGCAGUCCAUGAGGCCUGGCAUGCCCGCCCCAUACCCUCAUCAUCCUGGGGCCCCUCCCAACCAAAUCGCACCCAACCUACCUGUCAGGCAGAUGCAGAAACCGAGCCCUGCCCAGCCUGGCCCUGCUCUCAGCUCCCUGGCUGCACACUCAAUGAGGACCAGAGGACCCUUGUCCGCCAUGGCAGGAAUGAAGCCAGUUCCACCCGGCAUGGCUGGCCUGAACCAGGUCCAUCCUGCCCAAGGACUUGCGCCCCCCAGCUACCCCACCUCCAGCAAACAUCCAGGGGGAUAUAGCACGGGCAAUCCAGGUGCCAAGCUACCCCAGUACGACUUCACCCAACACCAGAACAAUGGCACAAUGCCCGGGCCGGGUGGCAGCGGAGCUAAUAUCAGCGAGGUGGACUUCAUAGACACUCUGGUGGGCUCCAAUGAAGACUGGCUCAACAAUCUGACAAUGAUUGAUGAGUACCUGGAGCAGAACUCAUAGGCAACCACAUCCCACUGUCUGUGUCUGGGGGGUGGGCUGGGGUCCGGGGCUAGUUGGGGAUGUACAGAGCCAUAAAUAUGGCAUGGGUUUGUGAAUUCGUAAUAUCGAAUGCAGCAGCGCACUAUGUUCAAUGUGGGGAAGGCACCUUUCUCUUUCUCCUCUGCUGCCUUUCCAGAGGAGUGGCUUGCCAGCUGCUCAUGGGGAUCAGGCCCUGGGAAACUGCGUAGAUUAUCAUGCAUCUGGGUGCCAUGUGUAUGUAUAUAUUAAUGAUACCCUGACUUCUUUCAAGAAAAAAAGUGGAGGUCAGUGAAAUAGUAUAUCUACCAAACAGGCUAGAAGGACUGAGUGGCCCCCAUGUUUGUCACCUGUCUAAAUUUCUGAAUUUACCCUAGGACCGCCUUCUGCUGGAGGAAAAGUGCUUUUGGCAUCUUUAAAGAUGCCCAUACCCUUUUCUGUGUCUACAUUCUAUCCCGGUAACCGAAUCUAAUAUCAGCAGCUGAAGAGCAUCGAACCAGUGUUUUUCAAGCAGUGCUUUUUGUUACAGUUGAUAAAGUGACAUCUGUCGUGUACACUGGCAGUUGUGUUUGUGAGUCCAUAUACCCUCUGACUACCAGAUUUGACCAGCAUAUACUGUAAAGAACAAAAUAACUGAUUCUGUGUUGCUGUGUUGCACCACUCACUGCUGGACUUUAAACUACAGCGAGACAGAAUAUCCUCUAUGGGACAGAAGAACAUCUCGGCACGCUUUUUUUGUAAGAUUUUUUAAAUUCUGAAACGUUCCGUACACGUGUGCAACCUUCCUAAUUUUUUAAAUUAGAGGCAGACAUGGUUCAUAAGGGAGUCUGCUUAUUGUUUUCCAUUAUAUUUUUUUUAAAAAAAGAAAGUAUUUGGCCCAUGUCCACAUAGCAACAAAGAAGUUCAGUAGACGUGAGUGGUCUAGUACAAGCAUCCUGGCAUUUCAUUGUAAUUGAAACAGACUUUUCUGGGCCCACCUCCAAAGAAACUUAUCUCAGUAUCACACACACUGCUCACUUCUGGCAGCUAGACAUCCCCUCCCUUUAAAAACUGUUAGAGUAUGGAGAAGUGUUUUUUUUUCUCGAGAUCUUACAAGUCAGAAAGCCAUCUUUGACCGCUUGGCCAUUCACAGAUCACCCUUGGGAAAGAAACCUGACCCAGGUUUGUGUUUUGGCCUGGGUUUCUCUUUAGCUUUUGGGGAUGAGUAUUUUUUUCUGCACAAUCUUAAAACAAAAUAUAUUAAAAAAAACAAAAAAGCAAAGCAGAAAAACAACACCAGUCAGUGUCUUUUUUUGAAAAGACUCCAUCACUUUAAAAUAACCUAGGGUCCACAAAUGAACAGACAGUAGCUUCGACCUGUUAAUGUAUAAGAAAGGUCUGAUGCUUGCCUCAUGCCCAUUUAGUCUGGAUGAAAGGUCAGGCAGUUAAAUCUUCAGGCUCCAUUAGCUUCCAACAGUAAAAACAAGUAACCAUUUUUUUUUUUACCAGACAAGAACUUAUAGAGGUAAGAUGAUCAAGAGUUUAAAUUAAAGCAAAAUGAUUGACAAGUACUGAUUUGUACUAAUGUGAGUUAGUUAUAUAUGAGGGAUCUAGGCCCCAAAAUAUUUCCAAUGGCUUCAGAGAAGCAAUCUGCUAAAUGCUUCCAUCUCUACAACCUUGACCCGACACUUAACUUGGUAUGGACUUUAUGACUUUGUCAUGUUUCAGACAUUAGAAUGAUACAUGAAGGCUUUUAAUGAAUUAACAAGGGGAGAUGGCCUGAUCUCUAGAUCUUAGCUGCCAGACAUCUUCCAUUAACUGCUCGUUUAUCCUUCUGGACUGUGCUGUAUGCAGAGGUAAAAAGCAAGGUGUAUAACAACACUAUGCAGCUGAACACGAACAAAAAUGAAAAAUAUGCUUGAGCCAAAUAGAGAAGAAUCAGCCAUUUGGGUGACAUUUGCAGGUUUUUUUACUCACCAAGACAAAAGCCUUCACAGCAGGCAGCUCUUGGUUUGGUCGCAAUAUUAUUCAGCAAUCAAGCUGUUGGGACCUAAAGCUCAAUUAGGCAUUGGCUGUGGCUAGAGACCCCAAACCACUUCUUUUGUACAGUAACCUUCCUACGGCUCAGCAGGCAGGAGGCUGAGCAAUGUGUCCGUUUACAGCACAAAGGCAGAAGAAGAUGUUCAGAAACCUUAAAAACAUGGUCACCAUUUACAAAAAAGAAAGAAAUCAAGUGGUGUGAAACUUGCUCCACUCCACCAGAAGGAAAAAUAACUAAGGAUUUGUUUUUUAAGUUCGCCACUAGGUGUGAAAGCAGGCUGUGCUUUCUUUUCCAAUUGGUGUUCAAUCCAGACUCAUUUCCCGGAAAGCAACAAGAGAUUUAUUCUUUUACUUUUUUUGUAGUGUGCGUGUAUGAGAGAAAGACAUCAAAACAGAUAUACAAAAUCUGAACUUAAAAGCACUUUUCCUCCUCAUUGCUUCUCUCCGUUAAGCUGUCUGGCCUGUUUAGUGUUAGAAUCUCUCUUUCAUCCCUCACAAGGUGAACCUGACACAGUCACCAGGCCAGCACGCGUGAAUUAAGGGGGAUCUUGAGCAGUGAAAGGGUUAAAACUGUCAGUCCAUCAUGACGGCUUCCCAGCAGCCUCCUGGCUCUCCUUGGUGACAUGCAACUGUUGUUUGGUUUGUGGCAAGGUCCUCUCUAAAAAAAUGACUUCCUUGGCUGGCGGGAGAGUGCGCUGCUGCUAUGGCGAUGGUUUUUCUAUUAGUUCCGCAGGGGCUUGUACAGGGGAUUGUACAUAGUAAACUAUUUUGUAAAUUGUUUUCUUAAGCUAUACAUAUAAAAAAAGAAGUACCCGUAUUUAUACUUCUUUUCCAAAAUCCUUUGUAAAUAAAAUAAAAACCAACAAAACAAAAAAAAAACAACAACAAAUAUAGCUUAAAACAGAUUUGUUUUAUAAUAGGAAAAUUCAUUUAUUUUAAUUUGUUUUAAAUAUGCAGACUAUACUGUUAGUUUUGGUAAUACUGUGUAUUACAAUGUUAAAAUAUUUGUUAUGUUUUUGACAUAACACAAUCUCUGGUCGCUGCUGAAAGGCUUGCGUGUGGGGACAGGUAGAAAGCUCAGAAAAAGCUGUUUGUCUUCAAUUCGAACCCUGGUGCCACCUCCCUCUCCUUUCCUCCCAGCACUCUUUUUAAGUUUAUUAUACUGAGUUUUUGUCAUGUCUGGAGUCUAAGUCGCACUCUGUAACAUGUUUAUCAAACUGUAAGCUCUGGCUACUUUCCUCACAGAAUACCACCUGGCUGUGCUCUCAGUCACACUGAAUGUUAUCUUUCUGCAUGAAAGCAGUGGCUCUUCGGCUGAGCUGCAAAGUUCUUCCCAAACAAGUGAGUUUGAGUGAGCUGAGGCUGCUAGGUCCUCUGCAGUUUAUUUAAAUCUGGUGGACAGACGUUUUCCAUCAGAGCAGUUUUGUUCAGGUUUUGGACUGGCUGCAGUUCUUAUUGUCAUUUCUUUGUAAUUUAUUUUUUGUCUUUUCUAAGGAACAUUAAAAACAAAAACAUCCCAAUA